Molecule: messenger RNA, 995 nt
Organism: Lactuca saligna
Lineage: Eukaryota; Viridiplantae; Streptophyta; Magnoliopsida; Asterales; Asteraceae
Source: the annotation of a GenBank genome assembly
AAUUACGCAAACACCCCACAACCAAUCUCCAAAGAUCAGCUGACCUAAAACCAAAAAAACAUUAUCCGAACCCAAGACUCUCUCACAGGCAUGUGUCUAUGAUUUGUGGAAAUUAAACUGAAAUUUGAAGAAUGAGGUCCAUCCAUCACCACCAUCCACCACCACCACUCUCCACCUUGAAUCACCAGCAUGCACCAUCAGGAUCAGGUGGGGUGUUUCCAAGAUACAAUUUUUAUUUGCCAGUAGUAAAUCCCGUGAGGAGCAAGGCCAUGGCUAUCACCACCUCCAAUCUGGUGGUUCUCAGUGUCAAUUCACCCGCCACCACCGGAGAUUUAACAGUCUUGAUUCCCACAAGUCUGGCGUUCUUAUUUCUUUACUGGAUUGCCAACUUUGUGGUGCCAGGAUUCGUGAUGAAGGACCUCCAAUCUGACGAUGCAAGUAAAGAUGAAAACCCUAACGAGGAAGGAUUCAAGACGACCAGAAUGGUGAGGACAAUGAAAGAUCUUCUGAUGUCAUCAAGAGAUUCUUCACCUGUGAGGGAGAAAGCUGGUUUAAACUUCUCCACAGUGAAAUCAUUAGUACUGAGGGAUAAGGAAGAUAAGAUUGAUAUGGAGUUUGGUACUGAUGAGAAAGUCAAAGUUGUGUCACUUAUCAGUUCACUACUUGGUGCAGAAGGGCAUCUUUCUGGAAGGAAGAGUACGCCUAAAUUGGAGACAAAUCCAACAAUUAUAUCUUUGCUUAAAGACCUUCAUGCUGCCCCUCCUGACAGCUUUGUUGUAGAGCUUGCUGAAGCCAUUGGAUGCUUGAAAACUCUAAGGAAAAUGGCAUCUUUUUGGUACAGGGUUGUUGCAGAAUUGAGAAGACUAUGGUGUGAUGGACAGCAUAUUCCUGGCAUCCCAGUUGACAAAAUUCCAGAUUUGAACUGCUGUCUGCUGUAUCAACAGUUACAGAGAAUAAAAAAUCUCAACACCUCACCUCAGAAAUCUUUAUUAUAA